GCUGGCGGUGGUGGACACCUCACACCUUUAUGCCCAGCAGUUGGGAGGCUGAGUCAGGUGGAUCUCUGAGUUGAAGGCCAGUAUGGUCUACAUGGUGAGUUCUAGGACAGCCAGGGAAGAAAAAGGAGGAGGGAAAGGAGGAGGGAGAGGAGGAAGGGGAGGAGGAGGAGAAACCAAAUAACGAUCGAGAAAGUUGGCUUUCUAUCUGAAGAUGACUUUAAUGGUUCAGAGCACGGAGGACCUGGGUUCAGUUCCCAACACCCUCAACAAGGCUCACAACUGCCCGUAACUCCGAUCCCAGGGGGUGGGGUGCUUUCUCCUGGCCUCCGAGAAACCAGGCACACAUGUGCAGCAUUUACACAGUGCAGGCAACACACUCAUACACCUCAAAAAUUUAAUCUGAAUUAAAAACCAACAGCAACAAUCUGGCAGUCCUCUGCAAAAGCUGAGGUGAGGCCAAUGUAAUCAUGGCCUCUAGAGAGGAGGAGCCUCCAGGGGUGGGUGUUCUGACAGGUCUCAGUGACAUCUCAUUCCACAUGGUUGGGAGUAGGAAUAUCCCUCUGGAUACUGGGGACACCCUGAUCUGAUCUUUGUUGCCAUAAACUUGGGAAGCUUUCCUCUCUCUCUCUCUCUCUCUCUCUCUCUCUCUCUCUCUCUCUCCUCUCUCCUCUCUCCUCUCUCCUUCUCUCCUUCUCUCCCCCCAUCUCUGUCUCUGUCAGCAGUUGUAACUAAAACUGCCCUUAAACUCACUGUGUAACUCAGGAUGACCUAUGAACUCCCAACCCUGUCUCCCCCCUCCCAUGUGCUAGACCCCAGGUCUGUGCUACCACAGCAGAUAUGCAGUGCUGGGCUAGGUAAGCAUCGGAUCGGAUCCGUGUGCCCAUGCCUGUAGUGUGUUUUCUUCCUAUUGGCCAGAAGAGACAGACCCUAGCCAUCCCCUCCUUUCCCCUCCAUUUCCCUCUCUUGCCUGGUGCAGGCCAGGAUUCUCUGGGUUACCAGGUAGGUUACCAUGACUAAUAUAUUGCCCUUCCCUGUUUUCAGGGGUUCACUGUGUUUAGAGGUGUUUUCCAGAAGGUACCUGGCCACCAGGACAGUCAAGGAAAAGGAAUGCAGACUCACCAUGGAACUGUGGGUAUCAACACAAGUUUGCGGUUGGACACCAGGGAUGCAAUGGAGCCGGUGACAAGGGAGGGACAAUCUUGGCAAACUCUGGAUGUUGGCAGUAUGGGGUGCCUAGCUGAGAUUCUCAGUGUGCCCCCCCCAGGCCCAAGGGCUGGCUUUUUGAUCAUCCAUGAGCAGUCCAUUAAGGGGCUCCUGCAGAGGAAAAAUGAAAGUGUCCAGGGAGCAUGCAGUUAAGGGGAGCAGGACCCCACAGAUAGCGACUCUCUCUCUCUCUCUCUCUCUCUCUCUCUCUCUCUCUCUCUCUCUCUCUCUCUCUGUGUGUGUGUGUGUGUGUGUGUGUGUGUGUGUGUGUGUGUGUGUGUGUGUGUGUGUGUGUACCGGCCCUGAUCCUCCAAGGAUCAGAGUUGGAACUGCACCUCUCUGAGAUCAUUGGUCGUAGCAGGUGCACCCUCUGCUGGCGGCUUCAGGGAAUGCUCCUCCUGGCUCAGUGCCUUGAGCUGGCAAGGACAGCUAAUUCAAAGAGCCACACCGUGUCGAGUGGAGCAGGGAAGCAUAUGGUAAGAUGAGCUGACCGGAAGAGCUGAGGGAGGCAGGAUGAGGUGUGAGUGGGAAGGAAAGGGGAAAAACAGAAGUGCGUGAGGGACAGAGAGAUUGCAGGUGCUGAAGGCCCCAGGGCUGGCAUGGUUGGAGCCCCGUUGAGCAUAACAUACAUGGAGACGACUGCAUGAGUUAGCACUGUCCGACUGAAUAGUUAGUUACCUUGCCAGUGUCCCUGAGGCCUUCACCUGGGCAUCCAGCAGCCGGGUCCUAACAUCUGGACUGGAUGUUGAACUAGAAACCACAUGUGUUUCUCAGCUCCUGUCACCGCUGUGUUGGUCUCCUUCUGGGGGCUGCAUGAUGCACCCCACCCCCAAACACCUACGGUGACAUUUUAUAUAGACCCAUAGUUCUCUCUUUGGUUGAUGGUAUUGAGGUUUUUCUGCUCUGGAGACUGUGAAAACUGUUUCUAGAGACCUUCCUGUUCUCCUGGUACCUGACUGGGGUCCCUCAAGUAAUGGAGCAGAGCCUCAGUUUCCUCCUCUGUAAAAUGGACAGCUGCACUCACCUGACAGGUACCCUGCGGGUUGUAGAAGCUGCCUCCCUAGGUAUGUGGCUGUAAGUUAUAGGUUUCCUGACCAGGAAGGACCCUCAGAGGCAUGGGCAAACUGACCUCUGAGGAACAGAAGGUGGUGACUGGUCCUCAGCCAGCUGGAGACAGAGCAGGGAUUAUAGUUAGACCCCAGGCUUAGCCCAUGCUCUCCCUAUAGCCUGAGAUGGCUACUUGUAAUUCUUCCUACGUCCUCAGUACCACCGAUGACGCCAGCCCUCAGCAGGAUUGGGUCAGGGCCUGACUACCAAGCCCUGCUGGCAUCAUACUGCCUGGGGUAACAUGGGAGGCAGGGCCAGGGGGAUUAGAAUCUCUGAGCCAUCACAUGCUGUCAGGGGGAAUGCGGGCUACAGCUUCCUCGCAGGCAGGAGUCUCAGGUUCUCCUCAUUCCUGCACCCAGUAACAGCCCCAGUGUGACCAGCUCUGUGGUGGGGACACCUGGACUCCUUCUUACAGUUCUGGUAAGUGGACCCCAUCCCUGGCUCUAUGUAUGUAUGUAUGUAUGUAUGUAUGUAUGUAUGUAUGUAUGUAUGUGUGUAUGCAUGUAUUUGUGUAUAUAUGUAUGUGUAUGCACAUGUGUAUGUGUGCAUGUUUAUAUGUGUAUGUUAGUGUAUAUAUGUAUGUGUGUAUAUGUGUUUAUGUAUGUGUGUGUGUGUGUGUGUGUGUGUGUGUGUGUGUGAGUGGAGGCCAGAGGUUAGCUUUGGGUGUCAUUCUCUGGGAACUGCAGGAACUGUCUACUUCAUCUCUUGGGGCAAGGUCUCUCACUGGUCUGAAGCUCACUAAGUGGGCUGGGUUGGCUAGGGGGGCCAGCAAGUCCCAGGGAUUUGCCCAACCCUGUGUCUCAGGUGCCAGGACACAGAUGCUGGGUGAUGGGAGCUGGUUUUUUCACGUUCUGAGGCUCCUGCUUAGGUCCUUGUGCUUGAGCCAUCGCCAUCGCCCAUUUAAAAAGAUUCCUUUCCAGUCACUUUAUGUGCACGUGCGGUGCACACAUGUGGAAGCCAGAGGACUGCUGUGGGAGUCUGUUCUCUCCUUUUAUCAUGUGGGUCCCUGGGAUCAAACUCAGGUUCUCAGGCUUGGUGGAAAGUCGCUUUACUUGCUGAGCGGCCUCACCUGAACUCCUCAGCCCCUUUUGAAGGCUGAGGGAUGGAAGACAUACUCUAAGGAUCACCGCUUUUUAGGGUGUCCUAAGAAAGAGGCUAUUGCACUGCCACGUUCUAUGUGCCUAAGCUGACGGGACAGGCAUGUCGCCCUGAGUGUCCUCCAAACCUGAGCCUCCUGACCUCAGACUCUCCAGCCUUAGGCUCUUUAACCGUCUUAUUCCCCCAUCUCCACAGCAUGACCUAGUCUGACGUCAGGGCUCACAUUAAUUAAAGAGCUUUUUCUCCUGGUCUGAGACAAUGUAAAAAGCUCUCAGCCUGGGGGAGCAUAGAUGGCCCAGAGAUUAACAGCGUGUCUGAGUUCCGCUUCUGACCUGAGCUCAGUUCCCAGCAGCCAUACUGGGGAGCUCACAACCACCUGGAGCUCCAGCUCCAGGAGAUGCAUCGCCUCUGGGCUCUGGAGGCUCGUGCACGCAGCUACACACAGCUACACAGGCACAUACAUUUCCUUCAAAAAACAAAAACUGGACAAAAACUCUUGGCCAUACUGUCUCACUCAGAAGACAAGACGUCUCCCUCUGGGUGAGGCAAGUCGCAGAGCUGGCAGUAGCUGCAUGACUGGUGGUGUGGCGGGGUUGGUGGGGACGGGGAGCUGGGAGCCUGCCCACCCCACAGACUCAGAAGAAGAGGCUACAGGUUCAUGCUCCUUGCUCUACUGCGGUCUUGGGGUAUGAUGCACACAUGUGGUUAUGGUGCCCACAGUCUCCCAAGGCUGGAGGACACGUAGAGUCUGGAGCUUUGACCAGUUGCUUGAAGGGACUUCUAGCCCAUGAGUGACAGCGAGGAAAUCAUGCGAACGUCUCAAGCUCCUGUAAUUGGCCUUGAGGUCCAGGCACCUGGGGACUGGCUCUACCCCAAGAGACGCCUGACAUGCAUUCUUGCAAUGGAGGCCAGACUCUCUCUCUCUCUCUUCUCUGACAGGUGCUAAGGGACCACUUCCAAAGCUGGGGAACCCCAGGGAGGGGUCAGUGGCCAGAUACCCAUGUUGAGCAUCCACCCCCUGAAACCUGAGGCCCUGCAUCUGCCUCUUGGGACCUCAGAGUUCCUAGGCUGCCAGCGGCGCCACACACUCCCUGCCAGUGAGUUCCGCUGCCUCACGCCGGAGGAUGCCACCAGUGCGUUUGAGAUUGAGCGCGAAGCCUUUAUCUCAGUCUCGGGUACCUGCCCCCUCCACUUGGAUGAGAUCCGGCACUUCCUCACCCUGUGUCCAGAGCUGUCACUGGGCUGGUUCGAGGAGGGCUGUCUUGUGGCCUUCAUCAUCGGUUCACUUUGGGACAAGGAGAGACUUACUCAGGAGUCGCUGACACUACACAGGCCUGGAGGCCGCACGGCCCACCUGCACGUACUGGCCGUGCACCGAACCUUCCGGCAGCAGGGCAAGGGCUCCGUCCUGCUGUGGCGAUACCUUCACCACCUGGGGAGUCAGCCGGCGGUGCGCCGGGCUGUGCUCAUGUGCGAGAACGCCCUGGUGCCCUUCUAUGAGAAAUUUGGUUUCCAGGCCAUGGGCCCGUGCGCCAUCACCAUGGGAUCUCUCACCUUCACUGAGCUGCAAUGUUCCUUACGGUGCCACACCUUCCUGAGGAGGAACAGUGGCUGCUGACCCAAGCUGCGCACUUGGCCAUGGCGAGGGUGGGAGUGACAAGCUUGGGGGCUCCUGUCCACUUCCCAGGUCACAUCCUUCUCUGCCCAACUAGAGCUGGCUAGCAUGAAGGGAGACAGCAGUUCCCAAGUGGAGUAGAGAGGUAAGGGUCAAUAAAGAGGACAGGAGAUGGCUUCCCUUCAGCACAGGCUGCUGUCUGUCCCCAGUGGACCGCUUGCCUUCUGAACAGUGCACAAAGGCAAGACCAGGACGUGGAAACGGGAGCAGCGGGAGGUUUGUCCCCACACUUCCUCCUCUCCCUGCUCUGUUUCUGGGCUCCAGUGCGGUGCCCUGGUUCUUGGGAGCCUCACUCUAGGCCAGGCUGACAUCCCUUCCUGGCUCCUAAGUCUGGGAAUGAGGGGCAGCCAGGAGCCGGGGACUUGUGAAUGGUGGCAUCAUUGGGGUACAGACAUGACACAGGGCCACACCAAAGUACACUCAGGCACCAAUGUGCUGGCUCACCUGCCUCCCUAGUUCCCCUUCUAUCCUGGUCCCCCUACCAGCCCCAGUACUGACACUAAUAAAGCAGCUAUGUUCCCAGUG
This is a messenger RNA of Rattus norvegicus (Norway rat), 5608 nucleotides long. It is a transcript of the gene Aanat, whose product is annotated as aralkylamine N-acetyltransferase. Gene Ontology annotation, molecular function: AP-3 adaptor complex binding; acyltransferase activity, transferring groups other than amino-acyl groups; arylamine N-acetyltransferase activity. Lineage: Eukaryota; Metazoa; Chordata; Mammalia; Rodentia; Muridae. The record is from RefSeq and is a predicted model, not a curated record. Gene Ontology annotation, cellular component: cytosol; perinuclear region of cytoplasm; cytoplasm. Gene Ontology annotation, biological process: cellular response to cAMP; circadian rhythm; melatonin biosynthetic process.